Molecule: messenger RNA, 869 nt
Organism: Volvox carteri f. nagariensis
Lineage: Eukaryota; Viridiplantae; Chlorophyta; Chlorophyceae; Chlamydomonadales; Volvocaceae
Exons: 2
Coding region: 99-869 (256 amino acids)
Source: RefSeq, a predicted model, not a curated record
UGAUAUAUAAUCAAUCGUUACAUUUGGAAUGACAUGUAUAAAAUCUCAGUUGUGGGUAUCAACCGUUUCCACAUUUGUAACACAACCCCUUAUACAUUAUGUGUGGGACAGGCGGGCAUAUCUACACCGGUGGUCGCUACCAGCAGCAACGGUCGCUGCGUGCGCCACGGGGUGAGAGAUGGGCCCUACCACGGCCAGGGCAGCCAGCUGGAGGUAAUUGGGCGCGGCCGACAUCACCCUCAGCGGCACCGAUGCAGAUGUCGGGAUUUGCUAAGCAUGGCAGCUUACUUCACCGGUCAGAGCCAACACAGCAACAGGCAUCCGAUCGGCCGGACACACUGGCGCCACUAGUAGAGGCUACUUUGUCGCUGAAGAGCAGCCGGACAUUAGCACUUGAACUGCCGCUGCCGCCAUGGAUUUCGAACACGGUAAUGCUGCCACCCUUAUACCAGGACAGCUGGCAGCAACUACAUGCACUGUCACCAUCGAGUAGCUUCAAGGGAGAUUGGUUGGUGCUACCGCCGCCCCCUUCGGAAUCACACCUGCGUGAUGCCGCGGUGCUGGAGGCGACGGGGGCAGCAGCAGCUGCUGCAGCCGAGGUGGCGGCAGCUGCUGCAGCAUCACCAUUAUCAAAGAAGUACCCGUCCAGGGCAGAUUCCAUGCGAAUCGUUGCCAAGGCAUUCGCCGACGUUGCCAAGGCCUAUGCCGAUGCUGGCACUGCCGACGACUCAGCUGACACCGCUGACACUAACCACACCACCAACGGUGCCAACAUCAGAAUGCUUGGCACGGGCCCUAGGUUACUCUACCCUGAUCCCCAGCCGCCAUCCUUGGCUCUUCCCAACGAGCCCCCUGUACCAGGAUUGUAG